Molecule: messenger RNA, 5305 nt
Organism: Schistosoma haematobium
Lineage: Eukaryota; Metazoa; Platyhelminthes; Trematoda; Strigeidida; Schistosomatidae
Gene: TSEN54
Product: tRNA splicing endonuclease 54
Exons: 4
Coding region: 1929-2930 (333 amino acids)
Biological process (GO): tRNA-type intron splice site recognition and cleavage
Cellular component (GO): tRNA-intron endonuclease complex
Source: RefSeq, a predicted model, not a curated record
AGGGUUAGGGUUAGGUGAGGGUUUAGGGUUAAGGUUAAGGUUUAGGGUUAGUUGAGGGUUAAGGUUUGGGGUUAGGUGAGGGUUAAGGUUGGGGUUUGGAUGCUAACAUACGAGUUUUUAAAUCAUGUCAAAGAAGAAUAUCCACUGUAAUUUAUUACUUUCUUUUAAUAUUUUUUUACUUUAUGCUGUCUUCUGAUUGACUAAUAAUGGAAAUUGCUCAAACGCUUCUGAUUGGCUCGUCCCUAAAUUAGAGUCUCGCCGUCCUAUCUGUUGUAACCUCUCAUUAAUCACCUACUCUCUAAAAUCCGCUGUGAACCGAUCGUAUGUUAGCAGCGGGUGUUGAACUUGGCUCCGUGACCUUGAAAUCGCUCAAACGCUUCUGAUUGGCUCGUCCCUAAAUUAGAGUCUCGCCGGAAUGUGUCUUCUAUAGUACCUCUGUCGAGAAUGGCGUGGCAAAUAUAAUCGAUUUUAAUCGAAAGACCAAACCUUGUAAAAAGUGAGUUGCGUUCAGGAAGUUUGGGGGGUGGAAUAAAUUUUGUUAGAAAAUUAGGUACAAGUUACUCUGAGAAACAUGUGGGAUACUAUGAUUUGCCGAAUUGAUGUCGACUAUGAAUUUCACACAAUCUAGAGGAAAAUGUUACUCUAACAAUUGAUUUUUUGCCAUUAUAUUACAGAAAAUGUUUCUGUUCCAUAGAAUUUGACUACAUGUCUAUUAGUUCAUUAUUUGGACAACUUCUGUUCGAUAAGUUUUAAAAGUCAGAGAUGACUGGCUAUAACCCUACAUAGUGUACUUAACAGGAAGAGGUGGUAGUUAAAACGGUUUGGUAAAGUAAUUAUAGAUUGCCAUUGUUAUUCUGGGUGGUACUGAGAUUUCAAUUCCUCCAUCUGCUUUAUGGCAAGCAGCAAAUGAAAGUACAACACUAAGGUCGAUCUUCGGCACUUGUUUGACGUCCAUAGUUGAUAGUUCAUAUGAUAUGAGGGAAUUUUUUCGACGAAUGCGUUUUCUGUACAACUUGUGCGUAGUUAAAUUUAUGUAUCGUCUGAGCUGUAUGUUCACUCUCCUAUCCUACCUCAGACGUUAUACUGGUUCAAUAUUUUGAUAAAGUUCUGCUUUUGGUGUAAUAGUGUUGUAGUUUCUACUCGAGAAUCAGCUCAUAGAGAACAUGAGUAACAGAAAUUGGGGUAGCUUUCAGGUUAAUCUCCACUUCUAACUAAUUCAUUUGAUAUGAAGCAGUUAAUCAGACUGCGGUUCAAAAAUAUACUCUCGUAAAAAAUUUAAACCAAAUAAAUAUACGUAGUUACUUAGUUGACUUACGCCUGUUACCUCCCAUCGGCAUUCUCCAUCGAACUCUGUCUUGAGCAGCCCUUUUCAGUUGCUAUUCGUCUUUUUAAUAUCUGCUUCUAAUUCUCGGUGCAGUGUGUUCUUUGGCCUUCCUCUUCCCGUUUCUCCUCAGAAUUCCAAUCUAGCGAUGGUUUCAUGAUGCAGUUUGAGGAUUUCCGCAAUGUAUGUCCUGUCCACUCCCACCGCCUUUUCUUAAUUUCCUCUUCAGCUGGAGGUUGGUGUGUUCUCUCACAUAGUAGGCUGUUGCUGAUGGUAUCCGACCAACGGACAUUCAUUAUCUUGCGUAGAAGACAUAAUUAGUACAUCAUUCACACAUUUCUGACUUGGAAAGUCUGUACCCUACUCCAAUUUUAAGUCACAUUCGGAAACGGACUUUGAAACUACCCACUUUCUUACUGAGACAUUACCUGCUGAAUAUUGAGGCUUCAGGGCCAGUGUCUCCGCUAGCUUCUGUUGCUAAGCUUCGGCCAGUGAUGAAGGCAGUGCUACUCGUAAAAAUCAUAUAAUAAAGGGAACUGUUUUCGUGAUUGUUAUUUUUUAUUUUAGCAUUUUGGUCUCAGCAGUCCGUUUCUCCGGAUCCGUCAGCAUGGAUCAUUUUAUCAUUGGCAAAGAAUUAUCUGCACAUUCUGACGUUUCUUACGAAACUAAAUUAAAAAAGUGUAAACGUAAAUGUUUGUUCGAACCCAUUUCAGAAAAUGAAAUUGAUAAAGCUUAUGCGGAAUUACUGUCAGGUCUAUCUCAAGAGUUCGCCCGUGCUUCAGCACGCCUAUCCAAAGGCGUAAUCGAAAACGGUCGAGUUCGUCUUUCACAAAUAUGUGGGAAGUAUUUCCGUAUAAUGGGUUUCUCUCUUGAUGGCUCAUCUUAUCUUCAUCCAGAAGAAGCAUUAUACCUUGCUGAAUGUAAUAAAAUCCAAGUACUUGUUAGUGGUUUACCACUGAGUAUUCAAGAACUUUACGAUCAGCUUUUAAACAAUGAAACAUAUCCAUACUAUCUGGCCUACUCUCGAUUAUCACGAUUAAAUUUCAGUCUUCGAAAACGAGCAAAUUUUGACCUACAGUCAUAUUACCACUGUGUGACAGAUAAAUUAUUUAAAAUUCCAAAAUCAAUUAACGUUUCAAUUACAACCUAUCCACUUUUAAACCAAGAAUAUAGAAAACCUAUCGGAAAGAGAAAGUUUAUAGACUUUCAACCACUUAUUAAUCAUAAUAAAAUACAUUCUAUCACCGAUCUUAUGCAUAAUUUACAAGAGAUUGUACAACCUGCCAGUGAUAAAUCUGUUAAGUCAACGAAGGAUUUAAAUCUACUCUAUGAUAUUUAUGGAAACAAUCAUACAGAGAAAAGACGUAUUAUUAACUUCUCUAAACGCUCCCCUCCUCAUCCUGAUUAUGUUUUAUCUGUUUUGUCACCAAAACAAAUAUACCCAGACAUAGAUUCUAAAAGUUUGGUAAAAGUUGGUCUACAGCCAGAUACAUCUGUUCUUAUAUGCAUGGUAGAUGGAUGUGAUGUUUCAUUCUAUAUAACCAACUGUUUUGCAAUUCCAAAUAUUAAUUUUCAAGUAACUCGUCAAGAAAAUAUGGCGUGGAUUUAGACUAAAUAAAAGAUGAUUUGUGUACACUUGCUUUUUUUCAUACAAUAAACUCAAGUCAAUCACUUCAAAAUCUUGUCGUUAUUAGUUUUACCAGUUUCACGUUCAUUUUAUCCAGUGAAUAAGCGAUGGGUUCACCUUUAGAUCCUAUUCUUAUUCAACUUUUUUCUCGUGAAACUAAAAAUUGAACCUCUCAAGGAAGUGAUUGAUAAGCUUAACUUUUGUUGCCGUCGGAUUGAUAACAGCUUCAUCAUCGUUGAUCAGAACAUCAGAAAAAAUCUCUUAGGGCGAUUUAAAAAAAUACACUCAGAAAUCAGGUGUGUGUGUGGGAAUUGGAUAACAAGUUGCAUUUCUUUUAUGUUGUGUUAAACAGAAAAGAAAAUGUUCCUAUCAGUAGAAAUCUAUAUAGGAAAAGUUCUUCAAUAAGCAAGUACACACACUUUCUGAAAUUUGUACCCAUUCGUCACAAGAUAAACCCAGUUAGAUGUCUUGCAAGUAGAACUAGGGAGAUAUGCUCAGACAACACCAUAAACAAAGAACUAGAGCACAUUCAUAAUAUGUUGAGUAAAAUGGGUUAUGUACAAAGUUUUCUUAAACUCGUAUAUAAUGAAUCAGGAAAUAGCAACAUAGAUGGUUAGUAAGAAACCUCUCUUCCUGAAGCUACAAUUCAAUGGAGAUACAGAUAGCGAUGUACUACGAGAUAACUUUACUAAAGCAAUAAAAAUGUUGUUUAAUUCAGAUAACCUCUAUAUAUCGUUUUCUAGCCGACCUAUGGUGGUUCCUCAACUAAAGAAUAAGUUGCCUGGUUCUGUCACAUCAAUGUAUAUCUACGAAUCCAGCUGCUCCUGUGGAAAAGGCUAUAUCAGACGUAUAACCAAACAGCUGGGUGAACGAGCUGAUGAACAACUCCCUUCAUGUUUAGGAAAGAAUAUGCUCAAAACGCAGGUCUAAUCUGUCCCACUUUCUCGAUAGCGGUCAUUUUGUGAAUAGAAACAAAUCAUUCCAAGUAAUUUAUCGUACACCAAUCGGCUUUCUUUGUAGUGUUCGAUCUCCUCUCUUACACAGCAGAAGCCAUAGUGAUUGAGCUAACAAUCCACACCUCUGUGUUCAUAAGAAAUUCGUAACACCCUUAUCUCUACCUUGGUCGAAUAAGCCUUUACAAACGACUUUACUUAUAUAAUUAAAACCAAGAACCGAUCAAUGUUAGGCUACUAUUGGAAAUUUGGAAGCACUGGACAACUGUUUCGUCCUAGUAUGGGAUUCCUUGGCAUUGCGUGUCCACCUUCAGUGCUUCCAUGUUUUCAAUGGUGAUGUAAAAUAGAUCGGUUCAGGGUUUUAAUGAAAUUCAAUUAUCUCCGCAACCCAUCCUGAACAUUUUAUUUAUUAUUAACUGCAAUAAUUUUAAGUUGCUUAUUUUUCACUCAGUGUCUUCAAAUAUGCUCUUCACUGUCCAAUCAUCCGAACAUUGCGUAACUUCGUGAUUUUUAGUGAAUGUUAUUUCAGUAUCUCUCUUUUCAAGUCGGACUAAUUUCUAUCAUGAAACAUUGAUUGAAGCCCGUCUUAUCUUAACUAGUACACCUGUCAUCAAACUAUCAAUUUUUACUUUCCACUUUUCUAAGAACUUAUUAGUACAAAACCAAAUACUCGCACAAGGACUUCAUCAGCAGCAUAUUUACAAUUGACGAAUAUCUGGAACUCAAAACAAUUGUCAACCAAUACCAAAGUCAGAAUUUUCAAUACAAAUGUCGAGACAGUUCUGCUGUAUGGGGCAGAAACCUGGAGAUCUACGAAAGCCAUCAUCCAGAAGAUACAAGUGUUUAUUAACAGUUGUCUACACAAAAUACUUCGGAUGAACAAAAAUUGGAUAGAACUAGAAAGGAAGGCCCAAGACAGAGUGGGUUGGAAAAUACUGGUCGGCGGCCUAUGCUCCACUGGGAGUAACAGGCGUAAGGUUUUGUAUAUUCAGCCAUCCUGAUGUAAUAUCUGCAUUUGUACGGUGUUCAAAUAAAAAUUAAAGAACGUUCGCCCGUGUCUACAUUGUACUGUUACUAAUAUGAUAACGAAAUAGAGGCCUGUUUCAAAAUCUGGGGUAUCUGUUCCUGCCAUCUAGAUAUUUCAACAAGUUAUCUGUUUCAUUGUUUAUUUUGACAGAUGAUUAUGUCAAUUAAUUGCAAAACUUAUUCAGGUGCAUUUGUGAAAAGUUUACGACCUUUCUCGGUACAAGUUACGAAAAUGUACAAUCGGAAAUAUCGUGAUUGUUAGCAAUAUGGAUUGAAAAGAAUGAACAUUAUUCAGAUGUCGAUUUCUGUAAUGCUAACGUCUAACUGGCUAUUGCUCAAUAUUUAUCAUCAAUAUCAAUCAACAAAUAAGAAACGGAA